AUGUGGCAGCAGCGUCAGGUGCUUUGCUCCCCGUUAUUGGUGUUGGGAAUGCCAAGGUUAAGGGAGCUAAUGGGGAGCUUGCAGGUCGCCCUUGUGAAGAACAGGGUGCUGGCUACAGUUGGAGAUAAGGAGUGGAUCCCAUAUGUCAAGUGGUAUGGGAGUGCUCCAGCUGUGAACAUGCUGAGGGCAUUUGGGUGCAUGGUGGUGUUUCAUGUGCCUAAGGAGAAAAGGGGGAAGUUGGAGGCUUCUGGAAGAUGGGGUGUGCACUUGGGGAUUGCAAAGGAUCACAAGGGGUGGCUGCUAUGGGACCUGACCACCCAGAAGUUGACAGUGUCAAGGGAUGUGAAGUUUCUUGAGUCCCUGUACUACAAGGAAUGGAAGCAGCAGCAACAGAAGCUUCCAUCUACACCGCUCAUUGUGGAGGCAGAUGAGUGGAAGGCGAGUGAGGAUGAGGAGUUCGGGUCCCUGAUUGAAAACGAGACAUGGGACCUGUGUGACUUGCCUCCUGGAAAGAAGGCAAUCACUUCCAAGAUGAUCUACAGGCACAAGGUGCUGUUAGCGAUAGCUGCACUCCUGGGAUGGAAGAUACGGCAGAUGGACAUUGUGACAAUGAGUCCGCUGUGAAGCUCGCCAAGAAUGCUUGUCUGCAUGGGCUGACAAAACACAUA
Molecule: messenger RNA, 668 nt
Organism: Closterium sp. NIES-67
Lineage: Eukaryota; Viridiplantae; Streptophyta; Zygnematophyceae; Desmidiales; Closteriaceae
Source: the annotation of a GenBank genome assembly